AUGCCGCCCUUCUGUAGGAAUGCAAAGUUGGGCCUCCUUUCUUCCCUGAUUUGUGCGGGAAGGAACUUCUUAUUACCUUUGGGGACAGAUGCCUUUUGGUUAAAAAGAAUUGAAAAUAAUAAAAUCCUCUGGGAAAAGGCUCAAAGUCAGAAAAUGAGAUACAAGACUUCCUUGGUGAUGAGGAAACGAUUACGGCUUUACCGAAAUGCCCUGAAAGAGUCAAGUAGCAGCUCCGGACACCAUGGCCCCCAACUCGCUGCCGCCUCCAGCCCCUCGGUGUUCCCGGGCCUUCACGAGCAGCCUCCCCAGGCCUCCCCCAGCGGCACUUUGAACGGACUCCUGCGUCUGGGGCUCCCCGGAGACAUGUACGCGAGGCCCGAACCCUUCGCGCCGGGACCCGUGGCCCGCAGCGACGCCCUGGCGGCUGCCGCGGCUCUGCACGGCUACGGGGGCAUGAACCUGACCGUGAACCUCGCCGCGCCUCACGGUCCCGGCGCCUUCUUCCGCUACAUGCGCCAGCCCAUCAAACAGGAGCUCAUCUGCAAGUGGCUAGCGGCCGACAGCCCCGCGCCCCCGCACCUCUGCUCCAAAACUUUCAGCACCAUGCACGAGCUGGUCACGCACGUCACCGUGGAGCACGUCGGCGGCCCGGAGCAGGCCAACCACAUCUGCUUCUGGGAGGAGUGUCCGCGCCAGGGCAAGCCCUUUAAAGCCAAAUACAAACUUGUAAAUCACAUCCGCGUGCACACGGGCGAGAAGCCCUUCCCCUGUCCUUUCCCGGGGUGUGGGAAGGUCUUUGCUAGAUCAGAAAAUCUCAAAAUACACAAAAGAACUCACACAGGGGAGAAGCCCUUCAGGUGCGAGUUCGAGGGCUGCGAGCGGCGCUUCGCCAACAGCAGCGACCGCAAGAAGCACUCGCACGUGCACACGAGCGACAAGCCAUACACGUGCAAAGUGCGCGGCUGCGACAAGUGCUACACGCACCCCAGCUCGCUGCGUAAGCACAUGAAGGUGCACGGGCGCUCGCCGCCGCCGCCUAGCUCUGGUUACGACUCGGCCACGCCGUCUGCCCUCGUGUCGCCCUCAUCAGACUUCGGCCGCGAGCCCCCGGUGGCCUCCUCGGCGGCGGUGGCGGCGCGUGGCGCAGACCUGAGCGAAUGGUACGUGUGUCAGGGCGCGGCUGCCUCCGCCGCGCCCCCAUGCCCGGCGCCACCGUUUGGCCUAGGCGUUUGGCCCUGCCGCUACCGCCGUCGCCUCCGGCAUGUCCACCGCGUUGCUCGCAAGGUAAUCUCGCCCGGCGCAGCUGAGCGCCCGCAUCUCGCGCCUGCGACAUCAAAGGGCCCGCGCACAAAGCAAUGUUUCUUCGCCACGGUGCAUCUUCAUGUUCAGGGCAGCAAAACGGAAGGACUCACCAAAGCGGCCAUCGUGAAGGAGACCUCCCUUGCCCCCAAUUUCACCCCAGUGACACUGGCAUUCAUCAAGCGAUUUCCAUUACGGAAGGGAAAAAAGUAA
Diceros bicornis minor is the source of this 1512-nucleotide messenger RNA. RefSeq names its product Zic family member 4 (gene ZIC4). Gene Ontology annotation, molecular function: RNA polymerase II cis-regulatory region sequence-specific DNA binding; DNA-binding transcription factor activity, RNA polymerase II-specific. Gene Ontology annotation, biological process: regulation of transcription by RNA polymerase II; central nervous system development. Gene Ontology annotation, cellular component: nucleus. The record is from RefSeq and is a predicted model, not a curated record. Lineage: Eukaryota; Metazoa; Chordata; Mammalia; Perissodactyla; Rhinocerotidae.